GUCCCAACUUUGCUAUUUGCUGACUUACGAAUACAGAGAGAAAAUUGCAAUUUGACGUACAGAACUUUGGAAAUUAAAUCGACAGAAGAAAUCAUUGAAGGUACAACGUUCAAGCGACACGUAAAAAGUACAAUAAAGGAAAAUAUGGCAGAUCCUCUUAACAUCUUUUCCGAAAUUUUUAUGGAGAGUUUUAAGGAAGCAAUGAGGCAGAAUAAUCAGUGCCUCGUUAAUGAGUUGCUAUUACAAGGAAGUGUUUACCAAAGCGAUAAAUUUGGCAACACAUUUUUACACGCUGCGGUAAUAAUAGGCUCAUUAGACACAGUAACAGUUUUAUGUAACUUAGGGGCGGAUAUUUAUGCUUUAAACAAAGAUAAGAAAACUCCAUUGUUUUAUGCCAUUAAGAGUUCUGUAGAUAUAGUCAAAAUAUUAUUAAGUAAUAGAGAAAUUAGUGAUUGGUGUUUACUGCGUCAGGCUAUUAUUUUUGGAUCUGAAGAAGUAGUUAAAUUUUUUGUAAAUAAUUUGCCAUUGUACAUUAAUAAAAAUUUUCCAACAGAGUGUAUAUUCAAUAGAAGUCUAAGACUCUCUAAAAUAGUUAAAUAUGAUAAGAUUGAGGAUAUCUUAAAACUACUUCUUCAGCUUCAAAAAUAUGUCAGUCGUGAAUAUUUAGAUUAUCCUUUGUUAAUUUUUUUCGCAGCAAAAAUAGCCAACAAACAUAUUUUACAAUUAGUUUUAGAAGACUGUGAAAAAUAUUUAGAAGAAAGUAUAGGUUUCACUAAACCGUUGAUUGAAAGGAAUGUGGAAAGAGAUGAAACACAGAAUCGAUUUCUUCCCUACGAAUUAAAUUUUCAAGGUAGUUUUUGCGAAACAGCACUUCAUUACGCAGUGAGUCUUCAACUGUCUGAAGUUGUGCUGUUUCUUUUACAAGAAGGAGCGGAUCCCAAUUGCAAAACUCGUAGUGGUUUAACACCUCUUCAUUAUGCAUCAUAUCUUGGAAACGAGAACAUUUGCAGUAUUCUGUUAAACUUUGGAGCGCAGGUCAAUCCGAAUUCGUGUCAAACAAAUUUCGGACUAAUUUUACAUUCGGAUUGUCCAAGCAAUCCAUUACAUUUAGUUUGUGGUGAGUGGACCACGCGAGAAGUUUUAAAUUCUUCUUGGAAUUCUUAUUGUAAGGAAUUGCAUGAUUCGAAUUUCUUACCGGGACCUGUUUUUGAUAGGAAGAUAUUAAAGCUAUUACUGAGUUAUGGAGCAAAUCCUAAAAUUUCAGGACAUAAUGGUUUUAAUCCUUUCUUUGAAGCGUGCAGAACAGGUCGUUGGAAGGAAAUGAAGAUUUUUUUGGAAUUUCUUACAGACGUUUAUGCUUAUGAUAUAGAAGAGAAUACAGCUCUUCAUCUUGCAGCAAUUGAUGGUGCCUUUGAAACAGUAGAUCUUCUACUGGCGAAAGGCAUUGACGUCAAUGUAAAAAAUUAUUUAGGUUAUACUCCUCUUAUGUAUUACAUAACAAAUGUGAAGAAUCCAUGUUCGAAAAUGAUAAAACUUUUCGCGUACCAUGGCGCAAAUUUAAAUGACAGAAGUAAUGAAGGGUGGACAGUUUUACAAAUGGCUGCUUCAUUUAAUAAUCCCGAAGCUGUACUAACCUUGUUGGAAUUAGGAGACAAAGAAUUGUGGAAUUUGUCUCCUGAUUCCCAUACUCAAGGUUUAGUCUCAAGUUCGUGGUCAACUGGUGGACAGGGAUUAGAAGUUCUUCUGUCUUUCAUCUCUUUAAGAGAGGAUAAAAUCGGAAAUUAUAUUAAAUGUUUUAUAAAACCUUCUCAUUUCAAUAAAGCUUCUACUUAUUUUGAAAAGUCAAAACUAGAACAGGAAGAAUUAAGGAAAGCGAUAGUAGUGCAUAGAAGAAAUAUUUCAUAUUACAAUAUUUUAACAUGGAAUUUUUCAACAUUAGUACGUGUUAUUAAAAUUGCAAAAUUAAGAAAUGAAUUAACUUAUUUUUCAAAUGUAAGUUUGAAGUUUCCAUGUUAUGCACUUUUAAUAAAUCGUAGAUUAUCAAGAAUUAAAUCAUUAGAAGCUUCUGUGGAUAAAGCUAUCGAUUUCUUUAUGAAUUUCGGCGAAAAAAAUCUACCGUGUCUAGUUAUUGAGAAAAUUCUUAGUUAUCUUUCUUGUCGAGAUUUUCAGGUGUUUGGAAAUGUUCUAUAGGAAAUUUAAUUAUUAUGAACUUAUAAAUAGAGACAUUAGAUUUUCGUUUUAAUUUCUAGUUACCACUCGCAAUGCUGAAAUUGACAUCAAUAUUAACAACAUAUUCUCAACAGUUUUUGUAAUACAGAAAUAUUGUCAAUACUGCUGCAACUUUCAGUAGUGUAUGGGCUUUAUAUUAUUAUAAUUUACAUAAUUUAUUGUUUUAUAAUCAAUUUAUUUAUUGUGAAAUAUGUUUGUUGUUAUUUUAGUAUAAAUAAUGUAUAAAGUGUGUAUAUUUAAAUAGUGUAAAUAUAAUUAGUGUGCAUAUGUAAAUAUUGUGUAUGUAUGUAUAUUUAUGUCAUAACUUGUAUGUUUACAGAAAUGUCUUAAUUAAAAAAAAUAAAAAU
Messenger RNA from Leptopilina heterotoma, 2576 nucleotides. RefSeq names its product ankyrin-3-like. Lineage: Eukaryota; Metazoa; Arthropoda; Insecta; Hymenoptera; Figitidae. The transcript has 2 exons. The record is from RefSeq and is a predicted model, not a curated record. The coding region runs from base 145 to 2190 and encodes 681 amino acids. Gene Ontology annotation, molecular function: protein binding.